AUGAAGCUGACCCUGCUGCUGAUCGUUUGCUGUUGCCUUUUCGGGUUGGCCUUUGGCAAUCCGAUUGUGGUGACCAAGUCACCAUUUAUUCGCAGUCGCUAUAGCCUGCGCUGGCGAAAGACCACCACUGCGGUUCCUGAGGCAACUACUGGAUUGGCCAUCAAUGCAGUUAGCACCACCGAGCAUCCCAAGUUGGCCACCUCAACUGCCAAUGUGGACUACGAUUAUUAUGGCAACGGGGAGGCCGACAAUGUGGUGCACAAGUAAUGGUGAAACCAUUAAAAAGCGAAAUUAUUAAACAAUUAUAAAUAUAUUUUUAAAAAACUUGCCGUACUUUACUGAGAGAAUGCAGCCA
This is a messenger RNA of Drosophila rhopaloa, 355 nucleotides long. RefSeq lists its product as uncharacterized. The transcript has 2 exons. The record is from RefSeq and is a predicted model, not a curated record. NCBI's taxonomy places the organism in Eukaryota, Metazoa, Arthropoda, Insecta, Diptera, Drosophilidae. The coding region runs from base 1 to 267 and encodes 88 amino acids.